Penicillium canescens is the source of this 741-nucleotide messenger RNA. Its product is annotated as ankyrin repeat domain-containing protein. The record is from RefSeq and is a predicted model, not a curated record. Gene Ontology annotation, molecular function: protein binding. Bases 1 to 741 code for a protein of 246 amino acids. The transcript has 3 exons. Lineage: Eukaryota; Fungi; Ascomycota; Eurotiomycetes; Eurotiales; Aspergillaceae. Gene Ontology annotation, cellular component: cytoplasm; nucleus.
AUGGAACCUGACGAGGCAUUUAUUAGGGCGUUCCUCAACGCAUGCGCCUCCGGAGAUCUUUCAAGCACACAAGAAGCCAUCUCCAGCGGGCGAUUAAGUACUGAGAACCUCGACGAGGGACUGGAACGCGCCGCGCGGGAAGCACACCCUGAUGUUGUGUCCAUUCUGUUUGACGCCGGCGCUCGUGCAAUUUCUGCGAAGGACUGGCUCACUGGGACACAACCUCAGAUGCCAGGCAUCAUUCGCCAGUUCUUUGACCAUGGCCUUGACCCUAAUUCGUCCCUAUCCAACGGCGAACCUUUUCUAUGCAUUCUACGAAACCCUCCCCAGGGCCAGGUUCCCCUUCGCGACUGGAGAGUCCCCCUCGCCCGUGCCCUUAAGAGCGUCAGUGGAGAAGAUCUAUCUAUGGUUGAGCUACUUCUUGCCUAUGGAGCCAAGCUAGAAUCACAUCUCCUCUUUAGAGUUAUAGAUCGGCGCGUGAGGGAAAUGGAAUUCACGACCAAGUUUCUUUUAGCUAAUGGCCUCGAUCCCAAUACAACACAUGAGAUAUUGGGCACUCCUCUACACCGCGCUAUUGCUCUUGGCCUGACGGAUAUCAUCAAAGUGCUGCUAGACGCAGGCGCGGACCGCACUGCUCGACCAGCGGGCACGCCACACCAUGACGAGUCCCCCUUGCAACUUGCUGAGAGGUCAGAAAGUCCUGCGAAGCAGGCUAUGCUUGAUAUCCUGGGGUCUGAAUAG